This is a messenger RNA of Gilbertella persicaria, 1019 nucleotides long. RefSeq lists its product as uncharacterized. Gene Ontology annotation, biological process: regulation of transcription by RNA polymerase II. Gene Ontology annotation, cellular component: nucleus. The transcript has 5 exons. Gene Ontology annotation, molecular function: RNA polymerase II cis-regulatory region sequence-specific DNA binding; DNA-binding transcription factor activity, RNA polymerase II-specific. The record is from RefSeq and is a predicted model, not a curated record. Bases 367 to 1017 code for a protein of 216 amino acids. Lineage: Eukaryota; Fungi; Mucoromycota; Mucoromycetes; Mucorales; Choanephoraceae.
GGAGAGGGGAGUUUUUUUUUCUUUGCUUCUUGACUGAGUUCAACAGGAUUGUAUGAAUAAGGAGAGAGAAAGAUCAUAACUCUUCCAAUUGGCUUACAUACGAAAUAACCCAAAUAAAAUGGACUCAACAUCUUCCUUGCUCUUCCAUGCUUGGCUUGAUGAAAAGAAUGAAACCCUUGAGGAAGUGUGUCUUUGGUUUCCUUGUUCAUACAAUGGUAUAUAUACAAAACAGUUUAAAAUGAUUUUCAAGACCCGUUUUCGUCAGUGCUCGAAUGGUACAAUAAUCAUAUAAAAAAAAUAUUUUUCUUCCUCUCUCUCUCUCUCUCUCUCUCUUUUUUUUCGUUUUGCGAUUGUCUCUUUAGAACCAUGUCUUAUACUGAUCCCAACUCAUAUCAACCAAGACAAGAACAAACACAUAUGCAUCCUCAACAGCAUUUCUAUGAUAGCAAUUAUACUACUAUACACGACCAAAACUAUCGUCCUAACCUGUUAUCACCAAUGCAACAACAACAAUUACCACCACCACAACUACAGCAACAAGAAGAACCGUAUCAACAGUUAUACGAAUCACGUAAAUUAUUUAGUUGUGAAGAACCAGGCUGUUCAGAGUAUUUUGAACAUAUGGUAGGAUUAAAGACACAUCAAAGAACAACGCAUGGAAGAAAAGACUCGAAUCAUGUAAAAGAGGAACCAUCAAAAUCACCCCAAACCAGACCUUAUAUCUGUCCUUAUGCAGAAUGCGGCAAAGCAUUUACACAAUAUGGCAAUUUAAGAACACAUUCCAGAAAACAUACAGGUGAACGACCUUAUCAUUGUACAUAUGAUGGUUGUGAUAAAGCAUUUACACAGUUGGGUAAUCUAAAGACACACGAAAAGAUACAUUGGCCAGUAAAACCGUUUGUGUGUACCUAUCCCAAUUGUGGUAAAGGUUUUACACAGCGAGGUAAUCUAAAGACACAUCAAAUCAAAGUACAUCAAAUUGUUCCUUAUAAAGUACAUCGUAUUGUGCCUCAAUAAAU